This is a messenger RNA of Seriola aureovittata, 4337 nucleotides long. RefSeq names its product netrin g1a (gene ntng1a). The coding region runs from base 1206 to 2855 and encodes 549 amino acids. NCBI's taxonomy places the organism in Eukaryota, Metazoa, Chordata, Actinopteri, Carangiformes, Carangidae. The transcript is spliced from 8 exons. The record is from RefSeq and is a predicted model, not a curated record. Gene Ontology annotation, molecular function: cell-cell adhesion mediator activity.
GGUGGUGGUGGUGGGGGAAAGACAAGCUGAGUGUGCGUCUCAUCUAAUAGAGCCUCGGAGCGCAUUUUCUUCCCCGUCAUCUCCGUCUGGGCGGUCGGUUCUGCGCCGUGCCGGGGAGACGGCCAGGAGAAGAUGCGUUGAUGCGAAAGGAUAUUCUCAGUAGCCGAGUUUAAUUGGUGUGAUUCAUGUCCCUGUUGAGUGGCUGAAACCAAUUCAGAGAGAAAGAAGAUAGUGAGGACGAGAUUCGCGCAGAGAGCCGCACGCUGGAGUCUUUGGGAAUGAAGGAAUUAUAAACAGGACGAAAAGAGGAGGGACGCACGCCAGCAGGUCAAAGUUUGUUUUGCAGUAGUGGGGGUUUUCUUUUCUGCGGACAUCACUGUGCCUCAGAUUGACGCCGUGAUGGAAUGACACUUGGAGAGAGGAUGAUGGACACUUUGGCACCGGAGCUCCUGCUCAGAAAUCCUUCCGUUUCCACCAGGCGCGGUGCUGACCGAGCCCUCAGGACGGUGAUAAGUCAUUUGUUUUGAAGUGGCAGGGAUAUCCUCCUCUUGAUCGUUUUCUCCCCCCUCGGUCACCAAACAAGAGUGAGAGAUGGUGCGCAAAGCGAUUCCUCAGAGACUGACGUGCGUACUCAUCACAUUCCCGUUAAGGAGCGCAUCUUAAAGAGCUUCUUUCUUCAUCAAUGUUCAUUCUGCUGCUCUGAACUUGUUGAACGGCGUUAAAGAGCUGAGGGACACGGAGAGCCCGGUCCAAGAGGGGCAUUCAAGAGAUUGCCAGAUCGCCACACAGGACGAGGACUAUGACUGACAGCCAGGCAAGCUGAGGAGACCUGUCACUCAUCUUCCUAUCAGCGUGUCAGGGGGCUAUCUCCUUCUUACCUCCCCCCUCUUCCUCCACCUUCUCCUGCACCGUCCUCCUCCCUCCCUCAGUCCUCUCCUCUUAUCUUCUCAAUGGGCUGGUAACCUCAGCAUCAUCAUAGUUAUCCACCACUCCAGAAACCUGAGAGAGAGAAAUAGUGAAAAAAGACAACAAAAAAAAACAAGACACUUCUGAACUGACCCUUGCUCCACCUGAAGGGAGUGUGGCAUGCCUCCUCACUCCAGCUGAGUGUGUUGUAGUAAGUGGAAGUAGCAGAGGGAUCCCUUGUUCAUAAACCUUCAGAAGGAGAUACAGCUCCUUGAGAAGGAGCUGAGAGAGGACCAGUCAUGCGUUUCAAUUUCGUGUUGACGCUGCAGGCGCUGUGGACCGCUCUUUGCCAGGCGGCCAUGCAGCACUACCCUGCAGCAUGGGGCCACUACGAUGUAUGUAAGUCCCAGGUUUUCUCAGAUGAAGGCCUAACCUGGGACUACAUGGCCUGUCAGCCAGAGGCGGCAGAUAUGACCCAGUACCUGAAAGUUACUCUGGAUCCCCCCAACAUAACCUGUGGAGACCCUCCAGAGACGUACUGCGCCCUGGAGAACCCUUACAUGUGUAAUAAUGAAUGUGAUGCCAGCACUGAGGAGCUUGCCCACCCUCCAGAGCUCAUGUUUGACACUGAGGGCCGUAACCCCACGACCUUCUGGCAAUCCACAUCCUGGAAGAAGUACCCAAAGGCCCUCCUGGUCAACAUCACGCUUUCUUGGAACAAGACCAUUGAGCUGACCGACGACAUCGUCCUCACUUUCGAAUCAGGCCGGCCUGAACAAAUGGUCCUGGAAAAGUCACUGGAUUAUGGACGAACCUGGCAGCCCUACCAGUUCUAUGCCACUGACUGCCUGGACGCCUUCACCAUGGAGCCCAAGACGGUGCAGGACCUGACCCAGCAUACCCUGCUGGACAUCAUCUGCACUGAGGACUACUCACGAGGUUAUGUGUGGAAGUAUGAUAAAACUGUACGCUUUGAGAUCAAGGACCGCUUUGCGCUGUUUGCUGGGCCCCGGCUCCACAACAUGGCCUCGCUUUAUGGCCAAUUGGACACGACCAAGAAUCUGAGGGACUUCUUUACCAUCACAGACCUGAGAAUCCGCCUGCUCCGGCCUGCCACAGGAGCUACGAUGGUGGAUGAGAACAACCUGUCCAGAUACUUCUAUGCCAUUUCUGACAUCAAAGUGCAGGGCAGGUGCAAGUGCAACCUCCACGCCAACAGCUGUGUGUAUGACAAAGAGAAGUUGAGCUGCGAGUGUGAACACAACACCACUGGGCCCGACUGUGGCCGCUGUAAGAGGAAUUACCAGGGGCGAGCAUGGAGUGCUGGCUCCUACCUGCCCAUCCCCAAGGGCACGGCUAAUAUUUGUGUUCCUAAUAACAUUGGUCCAGUUAACUGUGAAUGCUUUGGCCACUCCAACCGAUGCAGCUACAUCGAGCUGCUAAACACCGUCAUUUGCGUGAGCUGUAAGCACAACACUAGGGGCCAGCACUGCCAGCUAUGCAAGCUGGGCUACUACCGCAAUGCCUCGGCAGAACUGGAUGAUGAAAAUGUGUGCAUAGAGUGUAAUUGUAAUCCCUUUGGCUCAGUCAGUGAUCGCUGUAAUGGCACAGGAUUUUGUAUAUGUAAGGAGGGCACUACAGGGCCCAAGUGUCAGGAGUGUCUACCCGACUAUUUUUGGGACGAUGGCUGCAAAUCCCAGGUCUGUAACAACGAACUCCUGCACUGCCAAAAUGGCGGGGUGUGUGUCAACAACGUCCGCUGCAACUGUCCCUCAGCCUACACAGGCCUGAUGUGUGAGAAUCCCCGCUGCGAGUCGGAGCUUGGGGGCUGCAGGGGCCCCGAUUCGGGCCAGUCCCCCCUGAUGCCUCCGUCCUCCCUCGGGCUGCUGCUGCUGCUGCUGGGCUCGGCACUGCUGAGAGAGGCUUCCUGCAGGCCCGCUGUGCUCUAAAGAGACCCAUGACCUAGUGGGAGUGAUACACUCCCCAACCUCUCCACCUUAACCCGCCCAUCCCACCUUUCAAAUAAUCAACAACCAUUAAACAAGAACAACCAUGAGCUUUCUGGACUGUACUGUACUGAGCUUCUCCGCCGCCAGACUCAAUGGAUACUCGCGCUGAUGAAAAGGGAAUGUGCCAGACAAAUGAGUGCAAAAACUUUUCAUUUAAUUUCAAAGAAUAUAUAGAAAUGAACAAACGUAUACUUCUAAAAAUGCCAGAUAUUAUUAAAAAGAAAGAGAAACUGAGUGUUUAUUUAUUGAGAGUAAAAUGAGCAAACAGCAGUAAGGCUCCCUCCCCCUCUAAGCCAUACCAGGUACUUGAGCUCCUUCCAGUUUGAGGAGGGAUAACUGAAGAUGACAGACUCAUUCACUUCCUCUCUUAUUGCCACGGCAACAACAGCUGCGACCAAUCAGCUAUCGCACGAGCCGACAGUGGCCACCGAUCCCCCCGGGAUGCCUCUGCGAGUUAAUGUUGGCUGGACUGACGCCGAAGAAAUCUCAAAGAAACUGUCUCUGCUGAAAGGCAAAGACUGGCCUCUGAAACACGACAUUAUACUUAAAUACACCCACAAACUGAAAGAGGACAAAGACAGGACGCAUUCUUUGCUGUCAGUGCAUUGUGGAUAGAAGGAAAUCUGUCCGGACUGCCACUUUGUGACACACAAACCUUGCCCACGUCGAUCCCUCUCUAGCUUUCUGUCUCUCCUUCGAGCUCUAUCUCAUCCUCCCUCCUGUUCAUCCUCCCUCCCUCCCUCUCCCCCCAUGCUGAGCCCCCUCGCCAUCCUGCCACUGACCUGUGCUUUCGUGAACGUUACUCUGUAAACCUUUGUUGGUUGAAAGAUUCUUUUGUCCGAUGUUAGUGAUGCACAUGUGUACGAAGCCCUCUCCCCUCCCCUCCCUUCCCUCUCCUCCCUUGCCUCCUUUUCCCCUCCUCCAAAAAGAUACUCCAAUAAAGCUGUCUGAUUCUUUUCAAUCUUAGAGCCACCACGCUCCCUGCGAUCAUGGUCAGAGGAUAGUUAUCACCUGAGCAGACAAGACGUGCAUAGAAAACCAUCAGUGUAUUUGCAAGUUUUUUUCUCGACAGAGCAAACAAAAAAAGAAUCAUAUAGUCCUUUUGUAUCUUUGCCGAACUGUGAUUGAAAAAAGGCAACCUUUAAUGUAUCUAUUUAAGACAUCCAAAUGCAGAAGCAAUUGUUUAUGGUUUUGUUUUCUUUCAUUCUCCUUUUCUUUCAUUGACUUAUUUUAUUUGUUAUUAUUUCUUUUAGUUGUGCAGUUGAUUUUCCUUUGUAUUGGCAACGUGCUGGCAUCAAAGAAUAUCAGUUUACAUAUACAGUAUUAAUAAAGUGUAAUAAAAUCCCACCAAAGGACAUUAUAAAUGUUUUGUUCUUGCUUUAACACUUGAGACUUUAAGUGAAUAAAAGUUAAAAAAUUAAA